CGGCAGGAGAUUGUGUGACUACCUUUUGUGCUGUCGUCAACGAGUCUGAGUUGUGGCCGCUGGCUCGCUCGCUCGCUGCAACACUCCCACCUCCACCUCGCCUCCACGUUGCACCCCAAAGCAUCAUGGGCAUCUUCAACCCUGAUCCGUACGAUCAUUUGAAGGACCCGCCGUUGUGGAAGAAGGACCUACGGCGGUCCAAGCAGUCGUCAACUUCCUAUGUACAACCACUGUCCAUCUUUAGACAGGGGCUCUUCUCCGUCUGGCGCUACUCCAUCUGGCAGGCUGUGGUGCCAGAGCUGCUGAUCUGGCUGCUGAUGUACGGCAUCGUCGGAGCCGUGUACCGUCUGUCCGAUGACCAUGUGCAGUCCCGCAUGGAGGCGUUCUUCUCCUACUGCAAGAGCUUUCAGGGCUUGAUCCCCCUCACCUUUGUGCUGGGCUUCUACGUCACACAAGUCUACGGGCGCUGGUGGAGCCAGUGGCAAGCCAUCCCUUGGAUCGGCAAGAUUGCCAUUCUCAUUCACGACAUGGACGACCGUGAUGGCCCAGAGGGCCUGCACGUGCGAUGGACGUUUAUGCGGUGGAUCCUGCUCGGCAUGGGCAUCACCUUCCAGCGCAUCUCCACCAGCUUCCGUAAGCUUUACCCAGACCUGCAGAGCUUCAUGGACGCCGGCCUGCUCACCCACGAGGAGCGGGAGCUUUUGGAAACGUGCGAGGCGCAGGUGGAGAUUUGCUAUCUGUGGGCUGGGGAGCUGCUUCGCCGGGCCGAGCGCGACCGCCCGCAACACGUCGUCUCCUCCUCCCAUCUCCGCCUCCUCAGGACGGAGCUGGUUGCGUGGCGCACGUCAAACGCCAUCCUGCGUGGCUUCAACAACCACCCCAUCCCGAUUGUCAUGGUGAACAUCAUUGGCUUUGCCGUGUACUCGUACUUCCUUGCGGCCGUGUUUGGGCGCCAGUUCCACCUCAGCAACGAAGCUGCUCCCUCAUCCUCCCCGCGAUUGCGUAAUGGCGAGACUGUGGACUACUACCUCCCUUGGUUUGGCAUGAUGGAGUUUAUCUUCUUCGUUGGCUGGUUCAAGGUGUCUGCGAUGAUGUACGACCCCUUCUCCGCGCACGGCUGCGAACAUGUGUUGAAACGCGUUUGGGACGAAGAAGUGUCGUGGGGCCGUCAGGGCGCCGCGUUUCGCUACUGGAAACACAUGCCAUCCAUGGACGCGCCCCUUGGCAUGGACGCAACCUUUGGCCACAUCCCCUUUGGGCUGGAGCCGACCAAGGCCACACCGCUGCUCACCAGCACCGAGAUUGAAGAGGAGGUUGGCCUUGGUGACGAGGCUGGCACGUACAUGCACCACCGCAAGACCAUCACUCAGCGCCCGUUUGGGCCACCCAUGAUGCAAUCCACAGCAUUCCGUGCACACGUGACGCAAGAUUCGCUGGACCGAACGCCCACACGCCCCAAUGACAGCAAUGGCAACAGCAGCGGUGGUGGUGGCGGUGGCGGUCUGCGGGAGCCGCUGCUGGGAAACAACGAGGAGCUCAUUGACACGGGCGAAUGACCACUCGUGUAGCAUUGUCUGUGUGCGUGUGUGUGUGUGUGUGUGUGUGUUUGCUAUCUCUGUCUUGUGUUUGUACGUGGCUCUCGACUGUUCUUUGUUGCUGCCCGAGCUGUUCCUGCGCUUUCGCUCUUUCUUGUGCUCUUCUCCCUAUUGUUCGCUGGCGUUGAUGGUGGAACGCGCGUGUAUUGUGGCGACGCUAAACGAGUUUACCUUGACAUACACACACACACACGCA
Messenger RNA from Salpingoeca rosetta, 1791 nucleotides. RefSeq lists its product as uncharacterized. Gene Ontology annotation, molecular function: chloride channel activity. Bases 126 to 1556 code for a protein of 476 amino acids. Lineage: Eukaryota; Choanoflagellata; Craspedida; Salpingoecidae. The record is from RefSeq and is a predicted model, not a curated record. The transcript is spliced from 5 exons.